UUCUCUAGUUUCCGCGCCCCCGUUUACAUAGCUCUAUCAUUUAUUCAUAUUGCAAUUCCCAUUCUCUACUCCUGCUCGAUCCUCUCGCCUCUGCUUCGGAGACGCUUUUUUUGUCCUUUCAUUUUCAUUUUUCUGUUCUUCAAUCUUGCUCCAAAGAUCCAUGGCUGACCAACCAGCCGAGCCGGAUUCCGUCAUUGACAACUUCUCCGCCAAGAUCGACGACCACAUUUCAUCCUCUUCCUCCGACUCUGAUGACGACCACCCUUCCAAACCCGAUGCUGUAAAAUGCCACGUUUAUAGACUCUUCGGCAGAGAUAAGCCCGUCCACACGGUCUUGGGCGGUGGAAAACCUGCUGAUGUUUUUCUUUGGAAGAACAAAAAGAACUCUGCAGGCGUUCUUGGGGGUGCCACUGCCUUAUGGAUUCUUUUUGAACUGCUUGAAUACCAAUUAAUCACUCUCGUGUGCCAUAUAUUAAUUAUUUUAUUGGCUAUACCUUUCUUGUGGUCUUAUGCCAAUACAUUUAUCAACAAGACCCCACCUCAAAUCCCAGAUGUUAGACUUCCUGAAGAUUGCCUGCUACAGGUUGUCACUUCACUGAGAAUCGAAAUCAACCGUAUAAUCUCCACUUUACGCGAUGUUGCUUCUGGGAGAGAUUUGAGGAAAUUUCUAAGUGCUUUUCUUGGCUUAUGGAUUCUAUCAAUAGCUGGCAGCUGGUGCAAUUUUCUGACCUUGUUAUACAUGUGCUUUAUAUUGCUACACACUGUGCCAGUCCUUUAUGAGAAGUAUGAAGACCAGGUUGACCCAUUUGCUGAGAAGGCUUUGAUAGAACUUAAGAAGCAGUAUGCUGAAUUUGAUGCCAAGGUUCUGAGCAAAAUCCCAUUGGGGCCACUUCAAGAGAAGAAAAAGGAUUAGAUUGUAUGACAUUUUUGUCUGGUUAGGCUUACCUUCAUAUCUCUCUUAGCAGUCUUGUUUUCUUUUUCUGGCAAGGCAGCUCGGUUACUUUCCCCUUGUUUCUAAAGUAUUUUCAAUAUAGAAUUUAGAAGCCUUUCUGCUGCUGCAUGAAUCUCUCAUCACUCAGUAAAUUUUGAAUAGGGAUAAAUUCUGCACCAAUGUAUCUUGCUUUUCCUUGUCAACGCCCCCCAAGAUUCUUUGCCUUCUUGAGUAAUUAAUUAUAAAAUUAUACUGUUCUUCGUCUUUCUGCUA
Cucumis sativus (cucumber) is the source of this 1204-nucleotide messenger RNA. Its product is annotated as reticulon-like protein B1. The coding region runs from base 161 to 913 and encodes 250 amino acids. NCBI's taxonomy places the organism in Eukaryota, Viridiplantae, Streptophyta, Magnoliopsida, Cucurbitales, Cucurbitaceae. The record is from RefSeq and is a predicted model, not a curated record. The transcript has 5 exons.